CCGGAGCCGGAGUGGGCGCAGGAGCUGUGGGCCCGAACGGGGAGUUGGAGGCGGAGCGAACGAGACACGGGCUCUCUGCGACGCUCCUGGGCGCGACCACGUUUGAGACGAGGCAGAAGCGCCGCUGCGGGACGCCCGUGCAGGGCGCGCCCAGCGCCGUCGGGCGGGCCCAGCCCUCGCGCGUGCCCGUGCGCGCGGGCGUCCGCGCCAGCCCUGACCCAGAUGACGCCGACGCCGUAUCUCCCGCUCCCGGGCAUCUGGCGCGUCUGUCACUUCGAAGCCCUCAUUGUUAGAGUCUCUCCACACGCCCUCACAAUGUCUUCCUUAAGCGGCAAAGUUCAAACCGUUCUAGGCCUGGUGGAGCCGAGUCAACUGGGCCGCACGCUGACCCAUGAACAUCUGACCAUGACGUUCGAUUUCUGCUACCACCCCCCUCCACCGUGCCAGGAAGCUGUCUCGAAGGAACCCUUCAUGCUGAAGAAUUUGUUUUGGAUUCAGAAAAACCCUUACUCCCAUAAAGAGAAUCUCCGGCUCAAUCAGGAGACAGAGGCCGUCAGGGAAGAACUGUUGCGCUUCAAAGCCAGCGGUGGGGGGACGGUGGUGGAGAACACCACGGCGGGCAUCAGCCGGGAUGUGCAGACUCUGAAGAGGCUGGCCCAAGAGACGGGGGUCCACAUCGUGGCCGGAGCUGGGUUCUAUGUGGAUGCAACUCACUCUCCACAGACAAGAGCCAUGUCCGUGGAACGGCUAACCGACGUGCUCAUGAAAGAAAUUCUCCAUGGGGCAGAUGGGACCAGCAUCAAGUGUGGCAUCAUUGGAGAAAUCGGCUGCUCGUGGCCUCUCACUGAGAGCGAAAAAAGGGUUCUCCAGGCAACUGCGCAAGCCCAGGCCCAGCUCGACUGCCCCGUGAUCAUCCACCCGGGCAGGAACUCCCGCGCGCCCUUUCAGAUCAUCCGCGUCUUGCAGGAAGCAGGCGCAGACGUCUCCAAGACUGUCAUGUCACACCUCGACAGAACCAUACUUGAUAAGAAGGAACUGCUGGAAUUUGCUCAACUUGGUUCUUACCUGGAAUAUGAUCUCUUUGGUACUGAACUCCUUCAUUACCAAUUCAACCCGGAUAUUGACAUGCCCGAUGAUAAUACAAGAAUUAGAAGGGUGCGUCUCCUGGUGGAUGAAGGCUAUGAAGAUCGAAUUCUGAUGGCACAUGACAUCCAUACGAAGCAUCGGCUGGUGAAAUAUGGGGGUCACGGCUAUUCUCAUAUACUCACCAACGUAGUUCCUAAAAUGCUGCUACGGGGUAUAACAGAACGUGCCAUUGAUAAGAUUCUAAUAGAAAACCCUCAGCGAUGGCUAACUUUCAAAUAGGGUGGCUGUUUAUGAAUUCCCAUCUUGAGCACUGAACUCACUGGGAAUGCUCUGUGACUUCCAACCCACUGGGAGCUACUCACCCAUGCAAGAUGGGAUAAAGAAGGAAUCAAGUUAUUUUUAGGAGGGUUUGAAGAAUUUUGCCUUUUCAUAAACUGGUGAUCUGCACUGGGGCCCUAAUUGAUUUCUAUUGUUUCACCUUAAAAUAAAUACACAUUCCUACUGCAAAUCCUGAUUUACAGUCUCUAUCCCCGAAGUAAAAUUGUUUGUUGUUUUAUGAAUCUCUCAGCUGCUUUACUUGAGAAAAUGCAAAGGGCUUCUAGUUAAAGCACUUCUUCUGGAGCACUUUAAUGUUUCCUGCAAUAUUGAUGAUCCCACUAAUUAUCCUGCUGUUCUUUAAUUAAUGCUUAAUGAAUAAUAUGGCACGUUAAAACAGCUUUCCCAGCGAGGGAUGUUAAAUUUCAGCUUUUUUUUUUCUCUAAAGGAUACAGUAAUACCAAUUCGCAAAGGUAAAAAUAUUAUGGCAGGUUAACUCUGUGCCACCCAAGUUCAUAUGUGCACUUAUUAUAAAU
Messenger RNA from Sorex araneus (European shrew), 1937 nucleotides. It is a transcript of the gene PTER, whose product is annotated as phosphotriesterase related. Gene Ontology annotation, molecular function: hydrolase activity, acting on ester bonds; zinc ion binding. The record is from RefSeq and is a predicted model, not a curated record. The coding region runs from base 223 to 1365 and encodes 380 amino acids. The transcript is spliced from 6 exons. Gene Ontology annotation, biological process: catabolic process. Lineage: Eukaryota; Metazoa; Chordata; Mammalia; Eulipotyphla; Soricidae.